GUGCUCAUCGAUGGGGAAUUUCAAGGUGAAUGAAGAAGUUCGGGAUGCUCGCGUAGGUGACCCACAAAAGAUAUCUCAGGCUCAGGCUGGUUCAUGGAUUUCCACCUUGUGCAUGCAAACUCAUAACCUAGCCAUCACCAGUAGAGCGAGCCACCGCACCGCCGAAUUUCUCGUCCUUCUCUUCACCAAUUUCCUUACCACGUCAAUCGCACGCGCAGUCGCUGUUUUAUCCGUUCAUUAUGGGCGACAAUAAGCGCAAGCAGCCACCGGCAGGCUCCAACGGCUCUGCCCCUAAGAAGAGCAAGGGCGGCGGUGGCUCCGGAAAGUGGAGGACACCUCACCAGCAAGCCAAAUUGGCGAAGAAUGUGGCCAUUGGCAAAUCAUUAACGGUCGGUGAUCGGGGGGUGUGGUUCACAUAUGCGCGCAACAUGAAGUACAAGGCGCAGAGGGAGAUUGUCGAUCUCUGUGAAGAGUACGGCGAGACCAUGUACGGCAUCAAGCGGCAGUCGGAGCCCGAUGAGGACGACGAGGAUGCGCACCAAGAUAUUGAGGCGUCCAUCGAGCAGGAGCUCAGCGAUCUGAAGCCAGGUAAGCCCAAGACUGGGCAAACCUUUGUGGUGGUGCACGUCGAUGUCGAAUGCUUGAUGUUUGUGCGAAUGGCGCAACCUAUCGACCCGGUCGAGUUUGUGCGUAAAAUAUGCCAGGACGCUCGCGACUGCAAGGAUGUAAUGAGCCGGAAGACAAAGUACGUCAACAGACUGACGCCUAUCACGGACAUGGCCAAGGCUACGGAAAAGGGCCUUGUUCAGUUGGCGAGAACGGUCAUGGCGCCGCACUUUGUGUUGAACAGCGGCGGGGAGGAUCUUAGCGAGGAACCCAGCACCGAUGCGGACUUACCAGCCCCAGGAGGCGAGGCCGCCAACGACACGGCACCUACGACAACGAGGGCAGCGGAGCCGACAGGCGAGGCGUCGCGCCCGACAUAUGCCAUUCGCCCCAGUAUGCGAAGCCAUCUCACAUUGAAUCGCGAUAUUGUCAUCAAGAAGGUGGCAGAGCUGCCUGAUUCGAGUCACAAGGUCAAGCUCACUGAGCCGGACAAGGUCAUAUUGAUCGAUAUCUACCAGAUGUUCUGCGGCAUGUCGGUCGUUGACGGCGUGGAGUGGGAGAGUCUCAAGCGUUACAACGUAAACGAGCUGUAUCGCAUGGGAGCCGAGAAUAAGACGGCUGUGGCUGAUCUCAAAGCGAAGGAAGAGACCACAGCGUCGACGUAGGCUUCGGACCGGCGCUGCCCGCAGUAUCUAAUGCGUUCUGUUUCACAGUAGGAUAAGAACUAUACACGAGGGCUGUAGGAAUGAAUCUACUCUUCAUACACAAGCAUUCC
Messenger RNA from Emericellopsis atlantica, 1381 nucleotides. RefSeq names its product THUMP domain-containing protein. NCBI's taxonomy places the organism in Eukaryota, Fungi, Ascomycota, Sordariomycetes, Hypocreales, Bionectriaceae. The record is from RefSeq and is a predicted model, not a curated record. The coding region runs from base 240 to 1271 and encodes 343 amino acids. The transcript is spliced from 4 exons. Gene Ontology annotation, biological process: tRNA modification. Gene Ontology annotation, molecular function: RNA binding.